AUUGGACCGUCUAGUCCUUCUCCUGGACACCGGAUCCACGCCUGCAGUCCGAGCAACUGCUGCGCAGCAAUUAGGAGAAAUUCAAAAGCAACACCCUGGAGAGCUACAUAACUUAUUAUCAAGGGUUGUUAUUCAUUUGAGCAAUAAAGAAUGGGAUACUCGGAUUGCUGCGGGGCAAGCAAUUGAAGCUAUUGGCAAAAAUGUGCCGCAGUGGGAUCCACCAGAGAUUGUUAAAAUUGAAAACGAAAUAUCGACUAAAAAUGAGUCAAGCGAUAAUAAAUAUUCCUUUGAAAAUUUUGACAUUUCGAAUGUAUUACAAAAUGGAAAAACAUUGUUAGGUUCUGCCGGAAAAGUAUGUGCCAAUUAUCUUAUUUUAAAUCAAAUUGUGCAGCCUUAUGUGGGUUUCAUGGAAUAUGAUCUUGAUUUAAGUGAUCUUGAUCCUGCUCAGAGACUCGCGUUACAACAUAAGAAUCUCAGAGAAAGACUAGGAUUAGGUGGAGAAUUUAUGGACGUCGAUUUAUUGGAUGAUGUUGAUAUAAGUGGGGCGACUCAAACACAAGUCAAUAAGGUCGAGUCUACUUCUAUACAACCACCACGUUCUCCAAUUUUACCGCCAGAAGACAUGGCUAACCUGAGCGCCAGAGAAAGAAAUAAACUGAAGAGAAAAGCAAAAAAUGAUGCAAAAAUUAAGGGGAAAGAAAAAUUACGUGUUGUGGAAAUUGGUACACGAAAAACAAGCGGUGAUUAUACAACUCCACUAGCGGCCCCACUUGCAACAACAACUGUCAAAGUCGAACCCGAUGGAUCAUCAGAGCAAACACAAGCGGAGGGAUAUUUCAAUUUUACACCACAACCUUGUUCAAGCAAAAUUGUUGUAGAAGCUAAAAAAGAAGGAUCGUCAAAUGUAACGGAUGAUCAAUCUAAUGAAUGGCCAUUUGAAAAUGUGUGUGAAUCUCUCUGCGUGGCUUUGUUUAAUCCAUGCUGGGAAGUUAGGCAUGGUGCAUGCAUCGGUUUAAGAGAAAUUCUUAAAGUACAUGGUCAUGGAGCUGGACGUCGCGUUGGACUAACUAAAACGGAAAAUGAAUUCAGACAUAAUAAAUGGUUGGAGGAUGUAGCAAUUCGUUUGUUAUGCGUAUUUGCACUGGACCGAUUCGGAGAUUUCGUAUCAGAUCAGGUUGUUGCGCCUGUACGGGAGACUUGUUCGCAAACAAUGGGGGCACUUCUACGCUAUAUGUCACCACAGGGUGUGGAAAGUGUUCACAAAGUUUUAUUACAGAUGAUUUAUCAAACAGAUGUGCAGGGAGAUAAGCCAUCAAUAUGGGAAGUUAGACACGCUGGGAUGUUAGGUUUGAAGUACGCAGUUGCUGUCCGUAAGGAUUUAGUGAAUACAAUAUUGGACGGGACCGUGGGUGCAGUGAUAUUAGGGUUAAAAGAUAAUGAUGACGACGUGAGAGCUGUUGCAGCAUCCAUUUUAAUUCCGAUUGCUGAACAUUUUGUUACACUCUCUGCGCACAAAAUACCGGAAAUAGUUUCGGUGUUAUGGGAUUGCCUAAAGGAUUUAAAGGAUGAUCUUACUGCAUCUACAGCCAGUGUAAUGGAUUUUUUGGCCCGAUUAUUUUCCUUUCCAAAAGUAUUAGAAUAUAUGCGAACAGCUGCUACUUCUGAUCCGAGUCAUUCAUUGACAACAUUAAUACCUCGAUUAUACCCAUUCUUUCGUCAUACUAUUACUUCCGUGCGCUCUGCGGUGCUAAACACAUUGCUGACAUUUCUGGGGAUGGCAGAUGUUGAAGAAUGGGUAGAUCAUUACACUUUCAGGCUUGUUUUUCAAAAUAUGAUUGUUGAAGAAAAAAGCGAUGUUCUCGAACUAUCUCUUAAAGUCUGGUCUGCUUUAGUAUCUCACGUAUCAAAGCCCGGCCGAGAAAAUAAAAUCAUUGCUUUUACGGCUCCAUACAUUAGAACGUGGUUCAUGAUAAUUAUGACACCGUUAGGUACUCCAAUUGAUCGACGAUUAUUUUUUAUACCCGAUGGUCCAAUUCCAAUGGAAACAUCACCUACCACCGCAUCACCUACCAACACACGACGUCGAUCACAAGGGCGAAUUCAAACAAACAAUGGUGAUGAUGUAGUGACCGGCCAUAAUAUUGAUACUGGGAUGUUACAACAGGAUUUUGCGUUGGUCAGCAAGGACACUGUGCUAAGAGGCAGAGUCACUGCUUCUAAAGGCCUGGGUAUGUUAAUGAGUCAUUGGCCUAAUGAGUCUCUGGAAGCAUCGUUCGAGGAAAUAAUUAUUUCGUGCUUGUCUUCCUCUUGGGCAUCAAAUAAACAACUUGCUGCUGUCAUUACAGAAGAGUGGGCACGUUCAAUUGUAGAAAAGGAAGGUUAUGACAUUCAUACAUCAUUGUUGAACGUAUCACCAUUAACACUUAAACUUUCAAACCAUAUGAUCUCAAUAUUGGAAUCUGAACCACCAAAAUUUUAUUCGGAACUUAUACCUAUUCUUCGUCGCAUUCGUGGUGAAUGUCAAGCAUUGCUCAAUACAUUCGUUUCAGUCGGAAAAAUUGACUCUGCGAUUAUCCCUGCUUUACCUUCACAUGUUCUUGGCGAGGUCAUUCAGUCAGAUGUUUUAUUUCCAUUGUUCAGUAUUGAAACAGCAGAGGAGAUUUCGACAACUACUUUCAAUAAUUUAUUAGCCCAAGUCACUGGGGUAGGUGGAAAAUCAACACAAGCCCGUACCGAUGAACGACAAGCCUUAAAUGAUCGCCAACGCCGAGUAGUAUCAUCAAUCGGUUGUUAUGAGUCAACUAAACAGGAAAAUGACAUUGUUGUAUUCGCAGCAAUUGCUGGUGCUGUCGUUGCAUUGCGAACAUUACCCCCUAAGCUCAAUCCUGUCGUUAGAUCUAUUAUGAAUUCAAUAAAAACUGAAAAAAAUAUAGGAUUGCAGCAACGUUCGGCGGCUACAUUAGCGAGCCUUGUUGAACUAUGUGCUUCUGAAGAUGGUUCAACGCGAGUAAAUCCUAACGACAAAAUCGUGAAAAAUCUAUGUACAUUUCUUUGCUCUGAUCCAACUACAACACCUGAGCUGCAAGCUAACCGUGCAAAGGAGGGUAUACUGUCUUUACAGAAGGCUAAAGAGCCCGAUAAAGGGUCAUCUAAUAAUGAUUCUCAACACGAUGAUGAAGAGUUAAAAUCACAAAAAUUAAUACGUCGUGGUGCUGAAACAGCUCUUCGCCAAUUUUCUAUACAAUUUGGAUCCAGACUAUUUGAUAUUGUUCCCAGGCUAUGGGCGUGUGUGCAUUCUUCUUUGAGCACAGUGUUCGCUCAUGAUGACAAAGAAAAAAUAACAUCAGUCUUCAAAUCUAAUAUUAGUCUGGGACAAGAU
Messenger RNA from Dentiscutata heterogama, 3379 nucleotides. The record is from the annotation of a GenBank genome assembly. NCBI's taxonomy places the organism in Eukaryota, Fungi, Glomeromycota, Glomeromycetes, Diversisporales, Gigasporaceae.